AUGCAUUGCGUCUCACUCUCUCUCUCGAUCUGUAAAAUUCUAGUCUCUGUCUGGCUCUCUGUCUGGCUCUCUCUCUCUCUCUCUCUCUCUCUCUCUCUCUCUCUCUCUCUCUCUCUCUCUCUCUUUCUCUCUCUCUCUCUCUCUCUCUCUCUCUCUCUCUCUCUCUCUCUCUCUCUCUCUCUCUCUCUCUCUCUCUCUCUCUCUCUCUCUCUCUCUGUCAGCGGCCUGCACAUACGCACACACACACGGGUCACGACGACUUCAUUUCACCAAGACCUCGACUCGGGUUUUACCCCCCCCCCGCACAGCCAGUCUGCCCUCUCUGGUUGGCUCUGUGGCUGUGUGGACUGCGUCUCUCUCUCUCUCUCUCUCUCUCUCUCUGUCGCCACCGCUCCCCCGAGCCCCAUGCAGGCUGUCCAACAGGCGCCAAAGGCCCUGGAUGGGCACGGCGUUUCGAGACCACCCUCACCACCCCUGCAACAGCAGCCCUCCUCCGGGCCGCAGCCACUUGACACCAUGUCCUUGGUUUCCCAUAGCAGCCUUGCUGUCCCCUCCACGAGCUCCACAGCAGAGGCCGUCAACGUGACUGGCCCUGACUCCAUACCCCCGCCCAGCGAAGCUUUUCUCCUCCCAGACACAUGCACCUUUGUCAGAGACAGCGAAAGUGCCAGCAUCCUCGGCCUCCUCGUCACUCCGACCAAACAUUACCAAGCCAUCAUCACCACCAUGCGCAAGUUUCAAACCCUGCGCUCCCUCACCAACCCCCAAGCCGACAUCGCCUCACCAACCCAUCACGCCUCAACGCGCGCCACCCCUGCCCCUGGCCGGGCCCCGACCUCCAGCGACAAUUUUGUGCUCCCCACCCGAGCGACUCCCAGAUCCUCCCGCGCCGGAUCAGCCCCUCGCCCCGCCCUUGCAUCGCCCAGCACCUCAGCCAACCAACCCCACUCACAGAGCAUUCAGAGCGACGACCUAUCUCCCUUUCGAGGCCUAAUCAACAUCAACGCCGGUCUCCCAGAUGACGUUGGUCAGCUUAAGCAACUCGUGUACGAACUCGCCGUCCUGCACAAGCGCGAGUACGAACGCCGCCAAACAGCCGUCACACGCAAGCGCGCUUUGAAACAUCACUGCGCUGAACUCCAACAGCUCUGGCGCAACGAGCACAACCAACGCCUCGUUCUCGAGGACGAAAACGCCCGUCUUCACCACAUGCUUCGCACCCUCACCCUCCCAGGCAACCGGCCCGCCGACUCGGACUAUAGCAGCCUCGCUUUUGACAAGUCCGAACCUACCAACAACAGCCACAGUACUCGCCGCCGUGCCUCCCGCAUCUGCUACCACAGUAUUGGUGCCGGCGCCUGUGCCAACCGAGAGGACGAGCAAGACGAUAUCCACCAACACCGGCGCCCCAGUGGCGCCCCUUCCCGAACCGCAUCGCAGUUUGAGAGUGAAGCCGAGAGCGGCCCAAGCCUCUCCAACCCCCGUGACCCCACAACCGCCCCCGACCUUGCCGCCGCUCGUGAACCUGGCAACCGUGCCCGAGCCAUGUCAUCGCCCUUGCAUCACGCCACCCAUCGCUCUCCCUCGCCCUCUUCCGGCCCAGUAGCCACCCAUCGCCGGGGGCUUGGUCUUUUUGCUGGCGCAUCCAAAGCCCUUGUCGAAGAGGCCCGCUUGCCAGCCCGCAACUCAAUGCCAAGUCUGGGCACCGAUACCGCUCCACUCAGUGUCGAAGACUUUGGUGGUGCCGGCAAUUCGGACCCAGCCACCUUUGCAACCCGUGCAUACCGAAGCUCCAUGCCCGACGUCGCCACGCACACGUCCCUCCCUAUCGGCGACCAAACCUCUGUUGAGCUGCCAUCACCGCUUGCCACCGCCAGUGAAGUCUUGACCCCGAGCCCGGGUCCGCCUGAGGUGCCGCCGCCCGACGCCGUUAACAUCACCUUCCACAGCAACGCCAAGGACUUCCUGCCCAGCCCGAUCACGACCGUCUUUUCCAAAUCCUACUCGCGCGACCGUGCCGAAUCUGCCCCGGAACCACGCCAAGUGAGCGUCGACGCAACCUCGAUGCCCUCGGCCGCGGAUCCAAGUGGUUGCCGACGACUGCAGCCCAGCUCCAAACUGGCUCUGCAGCAACCAGCCGGUACACCGAUUGUGGUUUCGCCAACUUCAUCCGACCCUUUGGCCCGCUUUGCUCAAGUUCGCCGCGCAGCACACGUUCAGCGCGUUCGAGCCUCGAGUGUGGGACCCAAAUAUCCUGCUCAACGACCAGCUUUGCAAAGCCCCCUUCGUGCGAUUGCCCCCACGGCCGUCCGCCGCGUGUCAUCCGUAGCCGAGGGUAAGCACAGUGUACCCUCUACAAGAGCAUCAAGCACGCAAGCUAGCACCGCCCCCAGCCCGGCGAGCUCUCCCACGUUGCCUCACACCAAAGGCAACUUGCCCCGGCGCCCCAUAUCUGCGCCCAAGACGCGAUCCAACACGACCAAGCUUUGA
Monosiga brevicollis MX1 is the source of this 2490-nucleotide messenger RNA. RefSeq lists its product as uncharacterized. NCBI's taxonomy places the organism in Eukaryota, Choanoflagellata, Craspedida, Salpingoecidae. The coding region runs from base 1 to 2490 and encodes 829 amino acids. The record is from RefSeq and is a predicted model, not a curated record. The transcript has 3 exons.